AAUAAAAUAGAAUAUUUAUUAUCAAAUAUCAUCUUAAGAAAGGACUGUGGAUAACACUUUAUGAAUACCGUUUAAAGAUUAGCUAUAUAUAUAUAUAUACAUAUAUACUGUAGUUCAAGCAACGUGUCAUUUAAUUUUCUGAUCUCUUGUCAAAACUCAACAUAUCAUAAUUUUGAGAAAAUAAUAUAUAUAUAUAUAGAUAUAGAUAUAUAUUUAAAAUGUCUGUUACCAGUGGAAUAUCCUUUAUAUUGUCUUCCAUUAUAACCGUACUUUUGUUCUCUGGGAUGCAAAUGUAUCGAGCUUGGUUAACAUCUUCCCAAUUGCAUACCAUUCUUGGUGGUUAUGUUGGAUCAUUAUUAUUUUUAUUUGUAUUAACAGCAUUAGGUAAUUUAGAAGCUACCGUAUUUGGAAAAUCAUUUCAACAGAAAUUAUUUCCAGAAGUUGUCUUCUCAUUAAUAAUAAGCUUGAUCUCAUCAGGAUUGGUUCAUCGUGUAGCAACAACAACCUGUUUUUUGUUUUCCAUGGUAACACUCUAUUACAUGAAUCGAAUAUCUCAAGAAACUUAUGCCGUACCAAUACCAGCAAUGUCGAUGCAUUCAAAGAAAAGAAAGUAAACGCAAAUUCUGCAUCCUCAACACCGUAAGAAGCCAAGUAAGGAUCAUUUAUUUUUAAGUACAGCACACCAUCGAUAUCCAGUGUCAC
Molecule: messenger RNA, 702 nt
Organism: Polistes dominula (European paper wasp)
Lineage: Eukaryota; Metazoa; Arthropoda; Insecta; Hymenoptera; Vespidae
Product: protein KRTCAP2 homolog
Biological process (GO): protein N-linked glycosylation
Source: RefSeq, a predicted model, not a curated record